CCACACACGCUCUCUCUCUCUCAGGCUCGUUCUCUCCCUAAAAGCGAAGAUACCUCCGGUUCAUCCCACUUCCCAAAGUCAGUCUCUCACAGUUAUACACAUCAUCCAAUACCACCACCAUGGACUCUUCCUCCUCCUCUAACUGGCUCGCUUUCUCUCUCUCCAACCCCUUAUCUUCCUCCUCACACUUCCCUCUUUUCCCUUCCUUCACCUCUUCUUCCCCUACCCCCACUCUCUCUCUCACAGGUAACCACACCGUCGACGCCCCUGCCGAAGCCAAGGAUGGUGCGGUCGCAGCAGCACCGACCAGCCUCUCCAUGUUCACUGGGGGCCCUAAGUUCGAGGACUUCCUUGGCGGAACUGCUGCCGCCUCAGCCGCCGCCACAACUGCUCCUGCGCCUACGCAGUUCCCUGCCGACAACACGCUGGGCACGGUGGUGGAGAACGAGAUAUAUGAUUCCGAGCUGAAGACGAUAGCCGCCAGCUUCCUUCGUGGCUUCGCUCCCGCAGGAGGGCAAGCCGAGCCGCAACAGAAACAGACGCAGCUGAUUCCGGCUGAGCCGUCCCCGAAGAAGAGCGUCGACACCUUUGGCCAACGCACCUCCAUCUACCGCGGCGUCACACGGCAUAGAUGGACGGGAAGAUACGAGGCUCAUCUAUGGGACAACAGUUGCAGAAGGGAAGGGCAAAGUCGGAAAGGAAGACAAGUGUAUUUGGGUGGCUACGAUAAGGAAGAGAAGGCAGCCAGAGCUUAUGAUCUCGCUGCUCUCAAGUACUGGGGUCCGACCACCACCACCAACUUUCCGAUUUCAAACUACCAGAAGGAACUGGAAGAGAUGAAGAACAUGACAAGGCAGGAGUUUGUUGCUUCUCUUCGAAGGAGGAGUAGUGGAUUCUCGAGAGGCGCCUCAAUAUAUAGAGGAGUGACGAGACAUCACCAGCAUGGCCGAUGGCAGGCAAGAAUAGGCAGAGUCGCCGGAAACAAAGACCUCUACCUUGGCACUUUCAGCACCCAAGAGGAAGCAGCGGAGGCGUACGAUAUAGCGGCCAUAAAGUUCAGAGGAAUAAAUGCGGUGACCAACUUCGACAUGAGCCGUUACGACGUGAAGAGCAUUGCGAAUAGUAGCCUUCCCAUCGGUGGACUCUCCGGCAAGACCAAGAACUCGACGGAUUCUUCUCCGUCCGACCACACCAAGAGCCCCGACGGAGCUCGGUCCGUCGACGACCGAGACCUCUCCUCCGCCAACUCCUCCGUCACUUUCGCAUCCCAACCACCUCCACCACCGCCAUCAAGCUCUAACAAUUCUCUCACAUUCGCCAUACCCAUCAAACAGGACACUUCAGAUCAUCAUUACUGGUCCUCCGUUCUCGCUGGUUACAACAAGAACCCUUCCUUGAUCCAACCAUCUUCUUCCACCAAUGGCUCCGUAACAUCUGUCCUACCCUUCAACGUGGACCUCUCUACCACUACUCCCUCCAGUACGAGCAUGUUUGUUCAGCAGCAGCAACAACAAAGUGGGAAUAAUAAUAAUAAUGGCGGUGAUUCUUCGUCCGGUUCGAGUUCAUUGAUGAUCCCAUUGGCCACGCCCAUUGCUUUAAAUAGUAACCCUAGUUAUGAAAGCUCCUCUGGCUAUGGAAACUGGAGCAUCAUUGGACCUACCCUGCACACCUUCCAAACCCAUGCAAAAACCAGUCUCUUUCAAACCCCAAUUUUUGGCAUGGAAUAAGCUUUCUUUAUAUGUAGCUCCCUCUUUUGCAUGCAGAAAUGAGAAUCUGUGCAUAAUCAUGAAAGGGGAGGACAUUCUCACACACCCACCCCUAUGCCUCUCUGCCAAACAUGAAACGAAUCAUUAUGGGACACAAAUAACGAUUAUUACACUACUGGUGUGUAUAUCUAUAUAUAUAGACUGUGUGAAAGGGAUAAGGUUUUAUGAACUGAUCUGCGCGGGAACGUGGAUAUGAUUAGUUUAUGAAUCUGGGUUUUAAGGUUUAAACAUGCAGAGGCGCGGGAGGAAGGAGAUGAGGAUGAGGAUGAGGAUGAGGUGGGGAAGGGGUGACUGAUAAUUUCACGAGGGCUGACACAGUACUAACAAAGGUGGUCUUGUCAAAGUGUUGGAUUUAGCUUUUGCUUUUUUCUCAUUCUCUCUUGCCUUUUGCUUUUUGGUUCUUAUCAUUCCUUUACUACUGUACUGAUAUGUUUUAUUUGGGUAUAAUAGGAAAGGUAUCCCUUUGUAAUCCUUUCGUUUUGUUGGUGCCCCUACCAACUUUUUCCUUCAUUGUGGAAAAAAAAAAUGAAAAAUAUCUAUCGUCCAUAUUUUCCUCUCAGCGGA
Neltuma alba is the source of this 2330-nucleotide messenger RNA. RefSeq names its product AP2-like ethylene-responsive transcription factor AIL5. The record is from RefSeq and is a predicted model, not a curated record. The transcript has 9 exons. Gene Ontology annotation, biological process: regulation of DNA-templated transcription. Bases 120 to 1727 code for a protein of 535 amino acids. NCBI's taxonomy places the organism in Eukaryota, Viridiplantae, Streptophyta, Magnoliopsida, Fabales, Fabaceae. Gene Ontology annotation, molecular function: DNA-binding transcription factor activity; DNA binding.